Lolium rigidum is the source of this 1355-nucleotide messenger RNA. Its product is annotated as probable adenylate kinase 7, mitochondrial. NCBI's taxonomy places the organism in Eukaryota, Viridiplantae, Streptophyta, Magnoliopsida, Poales, Poaceae. The record is from RefSeq and is a predicted model, not a curated record. The transcript has 4 exons. Gene Ontology annotation, biological process: nucleobase-containing compound metabolic process. Gene Ontology annotation, cellular component: cytoplasm; mitochondrion. Bases 10 to 921 code for a protein of 303 amino acids. Gene Ontology annotation, molecular function: AMP kinase activity; ATP binding.
GCAUCAGCAAUGGCCGGCCUCCUGCGGCUCGCCGGCGCCGCCCGAUCCCUCUCCCGCGCGCUGGCCCCGGCCGCGCGGCACCACCGGACGCUCGCGUCCUCGGCGGCCGCCCUGGCCGAGGACGAGUGCUGGUCCGAGUGGGAGGAGGAGGAGGAGGAGGCGCGGCGGCAGCGGGCCCGCGCGUCGGCGCCCGCCGCGGAGUCCUUCCCGGCCGGCGGCGGGCCCGCGGGCGUGCAGUGGGUGGUCAUGGGCCGCCCCGGCCCGCAGAAGCACGCCCACGCCGCGCGCCUCGCCGAGGUGCUCGCCGUGCCCUACAUCUCCAUGGGCACGCUCGUCCGGCAGGAGCUCAGCCCCACCUCCUCGCUCUACAAGAAGAUUGCUAAUUCGGUGAAUGAAGGGAAGCUUGUGCCCGAGGAUAUCAUAUUCGGAUUGCUGACAAAGCGUCUUGAGGACGGAUACAACAAGGGUGAAACUGGAUUCAUCCUCGAUGGAAUCCCACGCACUCGUAUGCAAGCUGAGAUUCUUGAUGAGAUCGUGGAUAUCGACUUGGUUCUGAACUUCAAAUGUGCUGAUAACUGUUUCAUGAAGAGGCGUUCUGGGGGUGACAUCUGUACCCAUUGUGGGCAGCUUUUUGAUGCCAGCAGUCCGGUUUCUAGGGAGCGUAAUCUCUCCCUUGGAAGCCCGACUUGGCAUGCUCAGGCACAACCUGCUUCUAUAGUAGGCCUGGAGAACCCAAGGAUGGAGAAGAUGCGUGCUUAUGCUGAGCAGGCCAAGCAGCUGGAAGAUUACUACAAGAAACACAGAAAGCUUGUGGAGUUGAAGACAUCAGCUCGCCCUGGGGAAACCUGGCAGGGGCUCGUCAGCGCCUUGCAGCUCCAGCAUCUAGACCCAUCCCCGACACCACACAAACUCACCGCGUAAAUAGUGUCCACUGAGUGUUAAGGAUCUACAUUGUGAUCCACGCCUGCGACGUACGUAACGUACGUAGUAUAACUAUAAGUUUAAGUCCCUGAGGAUUCAGUGGCUGUGGUAUUUCGCCCUUUUCUGCUAUAGAUAAAAUGUAAGCGAUUUUGUAGACGCGCUUGCUUAUAUGUUUGUAACUGAGUAUUGAACUUGCAAAUGCAAGUCUACGGUGUGCCAGGCUCUCUGCCGUGCUGUUGUCUUGAGUACCAGUAUAAUUGUUCUGUGAGUUCUGCCCCCUCGAGUAGCCAGGCGGAUAUGGUGCUUUGUUCCUUUUUGUAAUAGAUAAAGUGUAAGCGAUUUUGUAGACAUGCUUGCUUAUAUGUUUGUAACUGAGAGUAUUUAACGUGCAAGUGUGCGGAGCGACAGUCUCUGCUGGUCUGUUGUUUUGAGUA